UGUAGUUGUUUUUAAAAGUAAAGUCUGGCGUGGGGGUUCUUCUAGACAGACACAAAUACGCAGAGAAAGGAGCGCCCGCCCUGAGAGAAGUGAGAAGAAACGCAAGAUUAAAAGAGAGAACGAGACUUCUCUCGCUGUUUCUUCUUCUCAGAUCACCUUUUAGCUCCCGAUUCGUCUCUCUCUCAUUCUUCUCCGCCGUUAACCACAAGUAUACAGAGGCUGGAGCUGGGGAAGAAAAGGAUUGUCUAUGGAGGGAGACGGCGCAAAAGGUUUGGCAUGCCAGAAGACUUUGGAUGGGAAGGCGAGUAACGGGAAUAAGGCUGUUCCUUCUUGUUGCCUCAAGGCCAUGUCUUGCUUACCUGAGGAAGAUGCUAAAUGCCACUCCACUGUUGUUUCUGGAUGGUUCUCCGAGCACUCUCGCUCCGGGAAAAAAGGCGAAGCCGUCUAUUUCAACAACCCUAUGUGGCCAGGUGAAGCACACUCACUGAAAGUUGAGAAAGUUCUGUUCAAGGACAAGUCAGACUAUCAGGAAGUCCUAGUGUUUGAGUCAGCUACCUACGGGAAAGUGCUUGUUCUAGAUGGUAUUGUACAGCUGACUGAAAAAGAUGAAUUUGCAUAUCAGGAGAUGAUAGCCCAUCUUCCUUUAUGUUCCACACCUUCACCUAAAAAUGUUCUGGUUGUUGGUGGAGGUGAUGGUGGUGUUCUCAGGGAGAUAUCUCGCCAUAGCUCUGUUGAGGUUAUUGACAUCUGUGAGAUAGACAAGAUGGUUAUUGAUGUGUCUAAGAAGUUCUUUCCCGAGUUAGCGGUUGGAUUUGAAGAUCCUCGUGUUCAACUUCACAUUGGUGAUGCUGUUGAGUUCCUUCGCAAGUCCCCUGCAGGGAAGUACGAUGCCAUUAUUGUCGAUUCUUCAGAUCCUGUUGGUCCUGCUCUGGCGCUUGUUGAGAAGCCUUUCUUUGAAACUCUAGCUAGAGCGUUGAAGCCUGGAGGAGUUCUUUGCAACAUGGCGGAAAGUAUGUGGCUCCACACUCAUCUCAUUGAAGACAUGAUCUCCAUUUGCCGCCAGACAUUCAAAAACGUUCAGUACGCGUGGAGCAGCGUCCCAACUUAUCCAAGCGGCGUGAUUGGUUUUGUCUUGUGCUCUACCGAAGGACCUGAUGUUGAUUUCAAGAACCCUAUCAACCCUAUUGAGAAGCUAGACGGUGCCAUGACCUAUAUACGAGAAAUGAAGUUUUAUAACUCUGAUAUGCACAGAGCAGCUUUUGCAUUGCCUACAUUCCUCAGGAGAGAAGUGGCUUCACUUCUCGCUUCUUCUUCUUGACGUCUGUUUGACUUUUAACGGCUUUCCUAUAAAAACUCUAAAAAGACGAAUGAAUAAUGAGUGUCAUAGGAGGCUUUGUAUCUCUUACUAAGCUCACUCCUUUACAUUAAAAAACUUCUAUUUUCAUAUAUUAUCUUUCAUG
This is a messenger RNA of Brassica oleracea var. oleracea, 1460 nucleotides long. Its product is annotated as spermine synthase. Gene Ontology annotation, biological process: spermidine biosynthetic process. Gene Ontology annotation, molecular function: spermidine synthase activity. Lineage: Eukaryota; Viridiplantae; Streptophyta; Magnoliopsida; Brassicales; Brassicaceae. Bases 248 to 1318 code for a protein of 356 amino acids. The record is from RefSeq and is a predicted model, not a curated record. Gene Ontology annotation, cellular component: cytosol. The transcript has 11 exons.